This is a messenger RNA of Myiozetetes cayanensis, 863 nucleotides long. It is a transcript of the gene TMEM147, whose product is annotated as transmembrane protein 147. Lineage: Eukaryota; Metazoa; Chordata; Aves; Passeriformes; Tyrannidae. The record is from RefSeq and is a predicted model, not a curated record.
GGCCUCGUUCCCGUCAGGCCCUGCGGCCGCGCCGCGACCCAAAAAAGACGAAAAUCACCCCAAAAAAACCCCCAAACCUCCCCAGGAACCCCCCCGGGACGCCCCGGCCCCGCCAUGACCCUUUUCCACUUCGGGAACUGCUUCGCCCUCGCCUAUUUCCCCUAUUUCAUCACCUACAAGUGCAGCGGCCUGUCGGAGUACAGCGCGUUCUGGCGCUGCGUCCAGGCCGGAGCCACCUACGUACUGGUGCAACUGGGAAAGAUGCUGUUCUUGGCCACCUUCUUCCCCACCUGGGAGGGGCCAUCGGGGGGCUAUGACCUGGUUGGGGAGUUCCUCCGUGCCACGGUGGACGUGGCGGAUCUGGGGGGGCUGCAGCUGGCGCUGGGCCGGGGUGGGGGCCGAGGGGAGCUGCGGAUCCUCGUGGCCGCCCUGGGCUGGGCCAGCGCCGAGCUGCUCACGGCCAGGUGCGUCCCCCUCUGGGUGGGGGCGCGGGGGGUCGAGUUUGACUGGCGGCACCUCCAGAUGGGACUGGACUCCAACAUCAGCCUGGUGCGCCACGUGGCUGGCGCGCUGCUCUGGGCCUCGGGGCGCCAGGACCUGCCGCCGCACCUGCGGCUGCCGCUGGGGGGGCUCCUGGUGGCCGCCGCCUACGAGGGGCUCCUGGCGGGCUGGGCCGGGCAGGCGCUGGGCCUGGGGCCCUGGGGGGCCCUGGGGCUGCGGGCGCUGGGGGCGGCGGCGCUGGGGCUGGGGGCCCUGCGGCUGCUCGUGCCCCUCCUGCCCCCGCCGUGACACCCCCAGGGCUCGCCUGUCCCCAGUAAACCCACCUGGGACACUCCUGUCCCCAAUAAACCACCUGGGCCACA